Messenger RNA from Oncorhynchus masou masou (cherry salmon), 898 nucleotides. RefSeq names its product E3 ubiquitin-protein ligase TRIM35-like. The transcript has 5 exons. Gene Ontology annotation, biological process: protein ubiquitination. The coding region runs from base 80 to 898 and encodes 272 amino acids. Gene Ontology annotation, cellular component: cytoplasm. Gene Ontology annotation, molecular function: ubiquitin protein ligase activity; zinc ion binding. Lineage: Eukaryota; Metazoa; Chordata; Actinopteri; Salmoniformes; Salmonidae. The record is from RefSeq and is a predicted model, not a curated record.
CCCUCCCUCUCUCUUUCUCUCCUCCCCUUUUCGUUCCUCUCUUUCUACCUUCUUGCACUCUUGCUCAGAAAAAUAAUCCAUGGAGGCUCUCAGACUAGAAGCUCGAGCAUUAGGGUCCCUCUCAGGGGGUUCCACCCCGCUCAAGGCCCUUCUCCCUGGGGCAGAUGGCUUCGUCCUUCCCCCUGGAGAUCCAGAGCUGUGCCGGGAGCAUGGAGAGACGUUUACCUUGUUCUGUGUGGAUGACCUGGAGCCAGUGUGCAGUCAGUGUGGACUGACUGAGACCCACGAGGGGCACAGAGUCUAUCCCAUAACGGAGGCUGUACCUGACUGUAAGGGGGAGCUGAACUCUUCACUGGGGAAGCUGCUCGGGAAGAGCAGGAGGUUUGAGAAGGUUACGCGGAUCUUUGAACACGCCUCCCAACACAACCAGAGCCAUGCCCAGCAGACAGAGAGACAGAUAAAGGAGGAGUUUGAGAAGCUGCACCAGUUCCUGAGAGAGGAGGAGGAGGCCAGGCUAGCCAGGCUGAGGGAGGAAGAGGAGGAGAGGAAUAGAGUGAUGAAGGAGAAGAGAGAGAGAGUGGGAAAAGAGAUGAAGCUGCUGGCUAAAACCAUCCGAGAGAUCGAGGAAGAGAUGAAGGAAGACAGGGAUGACAUCGCCUUUCUGCAGAAUUACCAGGAAACAGUAAAGAGGACGUGGCAGAGUCAUGGGGAGCCAGAAGCGGUGUGUGGUCCUCUGAUAGACGUGUCCAAACACCUGACCAACCUCCGUUACUCCGUCUGGAACGACAUGCUGCACAUAACCCCUUACAGUGAGUCUGGGGGAGGGACGGAGUGGUGUGUCCCCUAUCUCCCCCUCCCCCUCUCCCCCUCUUCCCCCAACCCCUCCCUGUCAGCAUAA